AUGGAAUCUUGGCACAAGGAACUGACAAGAACACAUAGUCUGCAAGGGGCACUCAAGGUUAAAGACAGUAAAACAGGACAGAUGAUUUUGAAAGGUAACGUUCUUGAAGAAAGCAAACUGGAAGAGGAGAUCAAUCAAAUUAACCACUGGCAAAGAAAAGAAGAAAGUCGGCUGAGAUGGGAGAAGGAAUUCGCAAUUAAAGGCUUUAGGAAAAAAAUGCUGAAACGAGGUAAAUCGAUCCCUGAUGUAUUACAGUUACGCUUGCCUCCAACUGGGACAGAAACCACGGUACCCCGUAAGUUACCGGUAGAGAGAACUCAAAGUAAUGAUGAACGAGUGCACAAAACUUUAGCGUAUCGCCUAUCGAGCGACGACUCUUCUCCUGAAAGGAGUCCUUAUAACUCACUAGAAAAUAUGUAUGUCAAGCCGAGAUUAAGAGAGCAAGCAAGACGCAACACAACUUCGUUGCCUGCUCUGAUUUCACCGCAUUUGAUGAGGAAAGCCUCGUCCAUGAACGAUCCUAGGUUCACAAAUCUUAUUCGUCAGCUGGUUCCAAAAAAUGAGGUCGUGACAGACAGCUACGAGACUGAAGGGGAACAGCGUCCAGAUGAAUGA
Molecule: messenger RNA, 615 nt
Organism: Porites evermanni
Lineage: Eukaryota; Metazoa; Cnidaria; Anthozoa; Scleractinia; Poritidae
Source: the annotation of a GenBank genome assembly